Messenger RNA from Priceomyces carsonii, 1683 nucleotides. RefSeq lists its product as uncharacterized. Gene Ontology annotation, biological process: peroxisome organization. The record is from RefSeq and is a predicted model, not a curated record. The transcript has a single exon. Gene Ontology annotation, cellular component: peroxisomal membrane. NCBI's taxonomy places the organism in Eukaryota, Fungi, Ascomycota, Pichiomycetes, Serinales, Debaryomycetaceae. The coding region runs from base 1 to 1683 and encodes 560 amino acids.
AUGACUGAAAGAAACAAUCCAGAUUCAAAAUAUCGUGCUAGAGCAUCAAAGGCGUUAUCUCAUAUAUAUGAAUAUACGAGUGGAAUAGCUGAAAACCAUAUAGGAGAAAGUAGGGGUAUAGCUGCAGGUACAGCAGCGUCGAUAAUAGGUCUUGGAUUAGAAAGAGUUAACAAAAGAUCACCUGAAGAAAACUUUAUCGGCAUUAUGGAUGAAAAAGAAUUAGAUGAAUUUUCAAAUUCUAUCCCAGAUGAAAACAAGUCCCAUCAUUUCAUGGACAGGUUUAUGGAGAAGUUAUUAAAGCAUGCAAUCACAGAUGAUGGUCCCGAGAAAGACUUAUUAGAGAAAAGGAUACGUGAUCCUGAUAGGACUAAGAAGCCGAAUUUAUCAAUCAAAAUUCUUGCAUCUAACUUCAAAAAACUAAGCAGUCGUAUGAGUGAAUUUUUUGUAGUUCAAUAUGGCCUCAUUCAUAUUUUGACGUGGAGAAAGCCAACAAAAACGUUAUCGUUCUUGGUAUUGUACACUUCAGUAUGCUUAUGGCCACAUUUGGUGUUAGCAUAUCCAUUAUUAUUUUUACUUUUUGGAGUAUUGAUUCCUGGGUACUUACAUAGGCAUCCGAUGAAGAAUCCUGAACUAAUAAAAGUUAAAAGAAGGGGACAGUCUCUUUUGAGCUUUUUAAAUGAAUCACCCGAUCAAAGCAUCAUUAGUGACAUACUUAACGAUGACUAUGAUAGAGACUCAGAUACAGAAUCUCUCAGACCCUUGAAUUCAAGGUCAUCUGACGGAUCAACUUCUGCAUUCACACAACCACCUGCGUCAGCUUCUUCGAUUUCAAACUCCGACAAUGCAGAGUCCAGUCAAAAGAAGGAUAGAAGCAAAUAUGUGAAGUCCCAAAUGACACUUGCGAUGAACAUGAGAGACUUACAGAAUCUCACGACUGAUGUGCUCAGCAGCUUAGACGCAGCAGACAAAUUUUGGUACGAUACAGCUGGCUUCAAAGACGAAAGACUCUCAACUUUCAUUUUCUAUGGUCUUAUUUUGGCAACCUCUGCAAUUCUAUUAGUGGGCUACUACGUGCCCUGGAGAUUGAUCUUUAUUCAAUCUGGGUGGGUAGGAAUAACUUUAUGCCAUCCAAAGAGUAAAAAGUACUUGGUUGGAUUUAGCAAGACUAGGAAAGGCAAGAAAAAAGGUAAGCUUGAAGUAGUGGAAGAUAAAUUAAAGAAGGAAGAAAAAAGGUUUGAUAGAAGAGAUAUAAUUAUUGAUGAUCCUCCAGAGAUCAGAUUUGUUGAAGUUUUCGAGAUAGAACUGAAAAGUAUUCUUAAUAGCAGUUGGACCCUCUUCUGUUUUUCUAAUAGCAUCUACGACCCAAAAGACCAUAUAAGAUGCAGUGGAAAGCGCCCUAAGGGAGUAGAUCAUCUCUCCAAAAUUCUCCCCCCGUCAGAUUGGAGAUUUGACUUUGCUUAUGCUAAUAAAUGGAAAAUAGACUUCCAACCAAAAAUUUUUUUACAUCAAAGGCUCUUAGACAUGAAUUCUUCUUUAAGAGUUUAUGAAAAUGAAAGUGAUGGUUGGAUUUAUGACGACUUGGAUUAUGUUAAGAGUAACGAUACUGUGUAUGAGUUUAGAAGAAGAAGGUUAAGCAGGGAAUGCUAUAGAUAUUCCAGAGCUGCAAAAGAACCUAAGAGAUGA